Messenger RNA from Helianthus annuus (common sunflower), 1039 nucleotides. RefSeq names its product protein DEHYDRATION-INDUCED 19 homolog 4. NCBI's taxonomy places the organism in Eukaryota, Viridiplantae, Streptophyta, Magnoliopsida, Asterales, Asteraceae. The record is from RefSeq and is a predicted model, not a curated record. Bases 110 to 802 code for a protein of 230 amino acids. The transcript has 5 exons.
UUACCCUCCUGUAAAUUUAUCAAGUUUAUCCAAUUCUUUAUUUUUCUUCAUUCCAUUAUAAAAUUAAUUGAAAACUUCAACGUCUUCCUUUCUCUCUCUCUCUACCCUCAUGGAUUCCGACUUCUGGACCGCUCGCCUCGCCGCCGCAAAGCGCCAAUUCACGAUGCAACACCAUCAUCAUCAAACAUCUCAUCUGGAUCGGUUUAAUGUUGAGGAUGUUGAGGUUGAAGAAGAGAUCCGACCCGAUUUUCCAUGCCCGUAUUGCUAUGAGGAUUUUGAUAUUGGGUCUUUAUGCUCUCAUCUUGAAGAUGAACAUUCUUGUGAAUCUAAAGCCGCAAUUUGUCCGGUUUGCUCGGUUAAAGUGACGAGAGAUAUGCUAAGCCAUAUAACUCUGCAGCAUGGACACUUAUUUAAAUCGCAGAGACGUCGUCGCCUACGUAGGGUAGCCGUUCCCAACAGUCAAGCACUUUCCCUUUUAGGAAGGGAUCUUAGAGAGGCUCAUCUGCAGGUGCUUCUUAGUGGUGGUUACAGGUCAUCAAAUACCGCCACAUCAUCAUCAUCUGCUGCUGCUGCUGCCGCUGAUCCGUUUCUUUCUUCUUUGGUUCUUAACUUUCCGGGCUCGGAAACCGAAGAAAUCUCCAAGUCCAAUCCUCAUGUCAAGAACUCCACCCCGCAACACAUAUGGAAAGCGAGUUUUGAUCCUUCAUUGAGUUGUGAAGAACGGGAAAAGAGAAUGAGACAGGCGAGAGGACGAGCUGUUUUUCUGCAAGAUCUGCUGGUUUCAACACUCUUAGGUGAUUAAACCUGACAAUGAGAGCAGGAGCCGACUGCUGAAUAUGUAGUUUGCAGACACAUUGUCAAGUCAUGUGUUCUGAAAAGCUAAUUCAUUGGCUUUCGCCGCUCGCUCAACCAGUGUUGUAUCUUUCCAUGUUAAUGAAAUCAAUUUCCGAUUCGCUUUUGCUUUGUUUAUGUUUACAUCAACAGUCUAGAGUGUGAUUUUACAAGUCAUUUGUUGGUAUUGGUUUGGCUUGUUUGUGAA